GUGUAUGUAUGUGUGCGUGUGUGUGCGGCCGCGGCAGUGCGAGGGACAAGAUCUUCAGGUGUGCGUGUGUGCGGAAAAAGCCUAAGGAUACGGAGAUACAUACAUACACAAACACACCUAAAAGCACCAUGUUGAAGUCCCUUGCGUUGGUUGUGGUGUUACUGGCGGGGGGAGUGACGGCGGCGGAUGGAGUCGCAGAGCAGGACCAAAUCUACAUCGUCGCGGGAGUGCUGGGCGGUGUGUGUCUGCUCCUCACCAUAGCCACCAUCUUCACCACCCUCGCCAUAACCAAACUCCAGACGCAAGUGGCAGUACUGCAGGCGGGGAGCUCCAGACCAGCACCACACGAUAACAGUAACCCUCUUAGUGCUAGUGGUGGUGGUUUGGGUAGAGACAUAAGCCAGCCAGACCUGCACCAGAAGCCGCCGCCACAAAUGGGUCUGCCGAGGAGUGAAGGGCUGCCCAGGAUUGACAGGCCGGCCAGGAGUGAGGGUGUGACCAGAUACAAUUCAGGCCAGCCCGAAGACCCUUAUCGAGCGCCCCCGAGGGAGAGGGAGAACAUCCGCAUGCAAGGAUUUAACCCAACGCAUUACUACGACAACAUGGGGUACGAGAUGAGCGGACCCGCCCCUCCACCUCGCCCAUACCGUGGACCCGCGGCAGCAAGGGACAACUACUACUGAGCCCCUCCCGUUCCUCGCCCUCCACCAGGAGACUUCAGGCAGGGGUGUCCUUCAUCCCACCCGGGUGAUUGAUAAAUCCUCUACCGACAAUGACAACGCAGCAGGAAAAAAAAUAAUAACAUCAAUUGUAAUGUGAGGUAAAAUAAAAAUUCAUCUAGCAAAUAAGUGCAUCAUAAAUAACAGCAGACUUCCUCGGCUAAAUUCGUGAGAGGAAAUUACAUGCGCUGACGUCAGUGCUUCCCGAGUGACUGUGACGGGAUUCCAAAGACUUUUUUAUGCUUAACCCGGUAGCUGUGGGGACCAUGUUUCUCUAGGCUCCUCUAAGCAAAUUAAUGAGAAAAAAAUCAUCGCUCAUACAAAUCAUUAUAUAAUAGAUAACAACGCAUUUGUAAUCAAUUGGUGCAUCCUCUAAUUUUUGGGGGUUUAUGCUAAGACAAAAAUUUGGCCCGUCACUGGUACGAGGUAAAGCCACAAAUUUGGCCUGUUGCUGUUACCGGGUUAAGUGUAGUAUCUAAUUCAAGUGUCCUUUACCCUGCCACAAGAAGCUCUUAGUGGGUGUGAGCAGUGGUGAGCCCCGCCAUGGGAAGCUGAAGCCACUCAAGACCCAAGUAAAAUAUCGUCCUUCGUUGUUACAAAAUCCACUGUUACGAGAUGGUGCACGAACCUGGUGGUGAUGCUGCACUCACCUAUUUUUGUAUCGUAUCACUUUUCUUGGUAUACUAUUUUCUUCAGUGUUUUCCUUCCAUACUUUUAUAUACCUAGAAACUUUAAACAUAACAGAACUUUGGGAAUACUUGGUAAUAAGCCUCUCAUGUAAAAAACUGACCUGUAUUUUAGCUCCACACCUCAGUCAAUACAUCUUAAACAUAGCCUGUACAAAUUUAAUAUUUAUAAUCUAGAUGUAAUAAUUGUUUCAUUUUUUUUCAAAGCACCAAACCCCUUGGGCAAGUAUUUAACAAGUUAUGAACAACGUUGCCAGGCUAUCGUACUCUGCCUCUUGUGUUUGCCGAUUUCUGACGCCAAAACUGCCUUCAUAUAUGGUUAUCGUUUAUAUGGUUAAUUAUUGGUGUUUCUUGGCAACAGUUAUGGGCCUGAAACCAGUAAAUACCUGGCUCUGAGUACGAUAAUCUGGCAACUGUGGUUAUGAACAGUAUCGCUGCAUCAUGACUUGCAUAAGCUAAGACACUAAUGUAAAUUCGAGCAAAUAAUGAUUUACAAAAUUUGA
This is a messenger RNA of Eriocheir sinensis (Chinese mitten crab), 1908 nucleotides long. RefSeq lists its product as uncharacterized. Lineage: Eukaryota; Metazoa; Arthropoda; Malacostraca; Decapoda; Varunidae. Bases 9 to 683 code for a protein of 224 amino acids. The transcript is spliced from 7 exons. The record is from RefSeq and is a predicted model, not a curated record.